AUGGAAAGCACCGUCUCGAUCCACCACGGCCCCUACGAGUCCAUCCCUGCCACAGCUUCACCAGGUCUCAAAUUUCUCCAACGAUUCCUACCAGCACUAGACUCCAUCACUCCCGACGAAACUCCAAUCAGGCCUUUCUUCACACGCAGCGCUCCCAUACUUAUUGGCAGUGAUCCACCAACAGCCGCAAGCCAGGCAGUCCCUCUCCUAGAAGUGCGCAGCCGUCACAUCUGCAAACUCCACCACCAUGUUCAUCUCGCCUGGGAUAUAGACCUUGGGAGGGACAUAGGCCCUGUCCAGACAUCGUAUAGCAGGACCGCCCCAGACCAAGAAACCGCCCAAAAAGGACAGCUCUAUUCCCCGCUAGCAGGGAACAUACAAAUGAAGCGCACGGUCAUGUUUGAAGCGACAUCUGAAACAACAUUCAGAGAGGACUCUGACCAGUUCGCAGUCCGAGUCCGUGAGUUCAAUGUGCUCGAUCUGGAAGGUCGAGACGAGUCGGAUCUGCAGAUUGUUGAGAUGCGGAUCUUUUUGGAUCAGAGACCUAUUCAGGCCCAUUCUGCAAGUCUGUUUUCCGGGUCCGGUUAUUCCGGAUCUUAG
Messenger RNA from Penicillium samsonianum, 600 nucleotides. RefSeq lists its product as uncharacterized. The coding region runs from base 1 to 600 and encodes 199 amino acids. The record is from RefSeq and is a predicted model, not a curated record. Lineage: Eukaryota; Fungi; Ascomycota; Eurotiomycetes; Eurotiales; Aspergillaceae. The transcript has a single exon.